UUGCUGUGUGAGCAUGGGCUCUGUCUUGAAGAAAUUCUGGAAUAUACCAACACAGUGCUUUGCCUUUGUAGAUAUAACCGUUAAGCCUAUCCUCGCCGUUCCCCCUUUUCAGUGGAACAAAAGCCUACUGCCCUCUGAUCGAUUCCAACGAGGUCGAUGUCGUCCGCAAAGCCCUGGAACAUAUGCGAACGUGUGAUGAUAGUGCAGUUUCGCGCCCUCGAGUGCAGUGUUGAACAAUAAAUUUGAAUCAGAGUAUAUUUUAACAAGAUGGAAAUUGAGUUAUUAGCCUUCAAAGUUUUACCAAAUUGUUGAGCUGUUGAGCCUAUCCGAGAAUCAGGAUAAAACCACAAGGGUUCUUUCACAAAUUACGUAGCGCUGAAGGGAGAUGGAGGGGGUCAAGCCGAGCGUUACGGUCCAUACAAAAAAAUUAAACCUUCCAUACAAAAAGUGUUACGUGGGGGAGGGUGAGGGUCCAAUAUCGCCAAAUUUAGCGUUACGUAAUUUUAGUAAGAACCCCAAUUUCAUAGUAUUGCUAUAGUUUUUUCUUAUCACAUUCUCAAGAGUAAACAAUGGAUGGUAAAAACUCACAGAAAAAUAGUCAAGAAAGCAUUAGUAUGGAUCAUGGAUUGGACAAUUCAGCGAAUAAGUUUAAGUCAAUAUUGGAAGAUUUUAUAAUUGUUCGAGAUCACAACUUUAAAUUGUCGGAUGUGGCUGGCUUGCAGGACGCAAAAAAAGUACUCAAAGAAGCUUUGCUCAAGGAAACACGAAUAUCAUGGAAUGGAGUAUUGCUAUACGGGCCUCCCGGCACUGGUAAAACCUAUCUUGCCAAAGCAAUAGCUUCGGAAGCACCCAGUUCGACGUUUUUCUCUGUGUCCAGUUCCGACUUAGUAUCGACUUGGCUCAGUAUGUCUCAACAGCUGAUGAUGCAUCUGUUCGAAAUGGCUCGAGCCCAGAAACCUAGCAUAGUAUUCAUUGACGAUGUGGACUUGUUGUGUUCAGAAAAACUGAACACCGAAAAUGUGCGUCGCUUGAAAUCGGAAUUCAUAUCACAAAUGCAGAAUUCUGGUAUCGGACAAGGUGAUGGAGUUUUGGUGCUCGCAGCCACCAAUAACCCUUGGAGUUUAGAUUCAGAUCUUCUUGGAUGUUUCCAGAAGCGCAUACAUAUUUCAUUACCGGAUGAAUACGCGCGACGGGCUAUGUUUAGACUUCACCUACAGAACACGACUCAUUAUUACUCCGAGGAAAAUAUUAGCAGCUUCGCCGUAAAAACACAAGGCUACACAGGAGCUGAUAUUAUAUUGGUAGUACGUGACGCACUUAUGCAACCGGUACGCAAUGUUCAAUCGUCAACGCAUUUCAAGAAAAUCAAAAGCCCAAAGUGCUGUAGCGAUUCAUUUGUUCCGUGUUGCGCAAAUGAUGCCGAGGCUAUCAAAAUGACUUGGCUGCAGAUAUCGAAUGAACAGCUGGUUGUUCCCCCGGUUACGAUGGAUGACAUGAUAAAGUCGAUUGAUAAAACCAAACCGUCCAUAACACAAACGUAUUUGGAAAAAAUCAUUCAAUUUUCCAAAGAUUUCGGACAGGAGGAUGAAUUACGCAAAUAGGUAGCAUAUUUCACAUACGGAUUCUGAUAUACAAUUACCAAAUACUAUAGCCAGAAGUAGUAAACUAUUUAUCCAUGCACUGUAUUACUAUAUUUUAGUAAUGAUACUGAAAUUCAAUAAUGUGAACUACAAAAUGAAAUAAAUAACUGUUUGAAAAAAAAAAGUGUACUGAACGAGGGAAUAACUUGCUUUGCUUGGUACGUUAGCCACACCGUAAGGUUUUUCAUCAGACGUUGUACUUAUACUCCACUGUUGUGCAAAUAACCUUGGUCCCAGAUUCCAGAGGUUAUUGAACUUCUCAACUCCUGAAAACCAAACCGUUUUGCCUUUUAUAUGAUGAAUAACCGUUUUUGUCAUUACGCCCCUACCAAAAAAUCGAGUUGUAGAUCUUUCCUGCACACGCUCCUGUACUCCACUUACAGGUUUAGUUUGAGCUUAAUUGACCUUUCUCGUCCAAAUUUUUAUCACGUUGAGUUGUUCCAAUUGAUUUCUUAACUUAUUUUAUGCCAACUUUCUCAAAGAUUUUGAUUUUUGAUACCGCAUGCUUCAUAUUGGCAACGAAGUGGUGAAACGACAUCUGUAAGUAGCGUCCAACAUAGCUCUGGCCAAAGGUUCCACUACUCAGGCUUCCUCUAUCGCAAAAUUCGCAGAGUUCUAUGCUAACAACAACAUGGAGAUCGAGGGAUCGCUCUUCCCCCAUUC
This is a messenger RNA of Armigeres subalbatus, 2303 nucleotides long. Its product is annotated as vacuolar protein sorting-associated protein 4-like. Gene Ontology annotation, molecular function: ATP binding; ATP hydrolysis activity. The transcript has 3 exons. The record is from RefSeq and is a predicted model, not a curated record. Gene Ontology annotation, biological process: endosomal transport; vacuole organization. Lineage: Eukaryota; Metazoa; Arthropoda; Insecta; Diptera; Culicidae. The coding region runs from base 570 to 1601 and encodes 343 amino acids.